UUUAAUUUUUAGGCCUGAUGUAUAUCCAUUCAUCAGGAGCCUUUCAUGGGCGCCUUAAACCUAUUCAAUGUAUUCUUAAGCUCAGAUUGAUACUGAAAAAUUGCAGGAAUGAGCCACCUCUGUCCUUCUGACUAUGGACUAGGAGAUAAAAAGCUAUUCCCUUUAAUUUGGCACGAAUCUCCUGUAAAAUUGAUUAAAAUGGAAGCUGACCCUCAAUUUGAUAAUAUCUGGGGAAUUGGGCUGACUCUCCUUGAAUUAAUAAACAGAUCUCCCUGCUUCAGGGCAUAAGUUAUAAGAGCCUAUUUGAUAUGGUUACUAAACACUUAGAGCCGACUCCUGAAGAGCUUAUUUCAAUGAUAAAACAAGGAAAUAUUAGGAGAAAAUUAAGAAGUCUUGAAGAUACUGACACAAGUAACUUCCAGACUUUAGUUCCUGAUAUGAGACCAGAAGCAUGUUGAUUUUAUGCUGAAAUGUCUGAAAGUUAACCCAUCAGAGAGUAACUGCAUGGGACCUGUAGAACCACCAAUACCUAUCCCAAUUUUUAGGAGAGGGCGUUUCUGAAUGUUCAGAGCAAUUUAAUUGGGAUUGGAGGGACUACAAAGACACACCACCAGAUCAAAUCAAAGAAGAACUGUAUUCUGAAAGUCUGAAGUGUCAUCCGAAGUAAUUCUACUAUCCUGGUUAAUAUCCAUGACGUCACCUGCCAUUCUAGGUAUAUCCUUACCAAUUUUGAGGAGAUAUUUUCCAUAUAAACAGCUAUA
Messenger RNA from Moneuplotes crassus, 761 nucleotides. The record is from the annotation of a GenBank genome assembly. NCBI's taxonomy places the organism in Eukaryota, Ciliophora, Spirotrichea, Euplotida, Euplotidae.